Messenger RNA from Monodelphis domestica (gray short-tailed opossum), 3271 nucleotides. It is a transcript of the gene UBE2D1, whose product is annotated as ubiquitin conjugating enzyme E2 D1. Lineage: Eukaryota; Metazoa; Chordata; Mammalia; Didelphimorphia; Didelphidae. The record is from RefSeq and is a predicted model, not a curated record.
CAGGGGCGGGGCUAUCCGGGGGCGGGGCGGGGCAGGAGGGCGCAGGCUCCUUCCCAGAAGCGGAAACAAAAGAGCCCCCGCCCGCUCGCCGCCCGCCGCCUGUCCGUCCGCCCGCCUGCCCGCGGCACACACUCGGCGCUCGCCCCUCGCUCUCUCUCACGGCUGCUACUGCUGUGGCUCUCGAUCUCGCUCGCUUCCCAGCCCGCCCGCUCCCACGCACGCAGCACGCACACACGCACGCUCGCUCCCUGCUUGCUCCCCGCUCGCUCGCACACGCAGGCACGCAGGGCUCGCCCGGAGCCGCGGGGGAGUCCGUGUCCGUCGGGAAGGGACGAACGAACGGCCGCUCGCCUGGGGGUGCGCGCGCGUGCCUCUCACUCACGCUCCGCGCUUGCACACGCACGCUGCCCUCGCCCCGCAGCCCAGCGGCCGCCUGAGGCAGGAGGAGCCCAACGCCCCCCGGACCCAUGGCGCUGAAGCGGAUCCAGAAGGAAUUGAGUGAUCUGCAGCGUGACCCUCCUGCCCACUGCUCAGCAGGACCUGUGGGAGAUGACUUGUUCCACUGGCAAGCAACUAUUAUGGGACCUCCGGACAGCGCAUACCAAGGCGGAGUCUUCUUCCUCACGGUACAUUUCCCAACAGACUAUCCUUUUAAGCCACCAAAGAUUGCUUUCACAACAAAAAUCUACCACCCUAACAUAAAUAGCAAUGGCAGUAUCUGUCUUGAUAUCCUGAGGUCCCAGUGGUCCCCAGCGCUGACUGUAUCAAAAGUUUUGUUGUCCAUAUGUUCACUACUCUGCGAUCCCAAUCCAGAUGACCCCUUAGUACCCGAUAUUGCACAGAUCUAUAAAUCAGACAAGGAAAAAUACAACAGACACGCGAGAGAAUGGACUCAGAAAUAUGCAAUGUAAAUUUGAAGAUUUUUUCCUCUAUCCCAGAGUACUGUAAAUUCUAGGUUUUUUCAAUAUUAGAAGUAAAAUCGAGCACCGUUUACUGUUUCAGUACACCCUGAAACCCUUUGAUUUUUACCCAUCCUAAAUGUGUUUCUGGAGCAAGACAAAACAAACUUCCAAAAAUAACCUUAAGACUGUGAUGAGAGUAUUUAUCCUUUUGUAUGCUUUGCAAAAGACAUUUAUUAUGGUUUUUCAGGUACUUGGACAUCUGCGUCUUCAGCCUACAAGAUCCACAGUGCAGUUGAAAAGCAACCAAAUUCUUUUGUGCGGACACUCGAUGUUUUUACAUGCGACACUGUAUGUGCUUGUCUAAGAUGGCGUCAGUUUUAGAAAUCUGUAUUCAGGUUUCCCUCUUUGUUAGCUCACUAUAUAAUUUGUAUUUUUUUACUGUAUAGACUAAAUAUAUUUUAUUUACCGCGUAAGUCAGCUCAUUAGACGUUCUCUCCCCGUGCACAGUAUUGACAUAACACAACUGCUGGCAAUGAAGCCGACGAUCGCUUUGCCGCCUCCUUCUCUGGCUUAGGACGUUGCGUAGACUGACUGCAGAUUCCGAAACCUCCCUCCCGUGAUCUUUUACACUGUAAUUCUCAGUAUGCCGAUUAUGGAGAAACACUUGGUUUUGAUUUUGUUGCCUACUUGACUUAAUUUUAUUGCAAUGUGAACUAAUGGCACUGCUACGUAGGGACGACGUGUAACUUUUAUUUGUUGCUAUUCACAUUUGAUUUUUUUUCAUACGGGCAAUAUACUAUUCUCACAGACCUUUUACAGAUCUGACUGCAGCUUUUUCCAUAUAAAUAAAACGCUUUUUCUACUACUUGUCAUGCCUGUUUUUACAACAAGACUCAUUACUAGGUCUAUGAGAAAGGAGCUGAAUAUUGUAUAUAGUUUUGCAUGCAAGUUGUUGACGAGGAGUACUCGAGAAUAUUUCGAGAAUAAGGGUUGCCUUAUUCGGAGUUCAUGUAUUUAAUUUUCAUUUGUUAUUCUUGCAUUUCCUGUAUAAAUCUUGUCUGACGUGAAAUUAGCAUCCCUUACCAGGAAAUCAUUGUGCUAACAGAGAACUCCCGUAACUCUGGCUGUCGAGCAGAAUUCAGACUCUUGUGGAUCCUGGUGUUGAGGCGCUUCGUAUAUCAGAGAACCCCAAGGAAUCUCUUCCGGAAGAUGAUUUCACUGUUAAGGCAGGCCUGUGGGAUGGACCCUGAGGAUAGCACUUGUAGACACAAGGACUAGUUUAAUGGAUAGGAAACCGGAAUCGAUGUCUACAGGUGCAUGUUUUAAAAAUAAGUUUGUUCCGUAGAUCUAACUUUCAUUUUAUCCUCAAUAUUUAACAUAGAAUUACUAAUAUAGUAUUUUAGAAAUGGAUUCUCAAUUUUGAAUUAAACCAAUUUUUUACUAUAGAAGUUUUAAGAAGACACUAAAAUCAUGCAUGUUUGAGUCUAUUUUUGUGAGUAGCUUGCUUCAAAGCCCCCAAAUGACUUGUGUCAAACUUUCAUUAUUGCAUAAUGAAACCUUUGAAGAAAAUCAAUUUUCUAAUCAUUUGACUUUAAGAGAUCGUAAUUAACUUACAUUUGUCUGGUGAGUGACAGUUUUGAAAGCACUGCAUACAGAAUCUCACUUGAUCCUCAUGACAAAGCCCAUGGGGAGAAGCGGGCCGAGCGGCAGGGCUCCCCUUGGCCAGAUGAGGAAAUGGAGGUUCAGAGAGGAUAAAUAACUUGCACACGGUCACACAGUAAGUGACAGAGCCAGAAUUUGAACCCAGGUCUUCUGAUUCUCGGGCUAGUGCUAUUGCCCCUACACCAAGGUGCUAUUAUUAUUGUUGUUUUCGUUUUCACCGCCUAAUGUCUUUAACGCAGUCAUUUCUCCUGUAUUAUUGCAGUGGUUCUAUAAAUGUACACCUAUUUGUGAUGGGUUUAACGAAAUAAUUUAAAUUGGCUAUCUUCUUGAUAGAAAGUUAUGGCACAAAUAAGCUUAUGAAAAAAGAAGAGAUGUCAUGUGUUUUAUAAAUGUAUGUAAAAUAUUUAAAUGAAUUGUGAAAUGGCAACUUAAAAUGUGAUUGUUUAAAAAUACACCUCAUACUUUGAGUAUUCAUAGUAGAGUCAUCAGAAAGUUACUUUAUAUUCUGGGCUACUUUUUCAUGGAAUUCGAAACGGCGUCGAGGUAGCUAGAAAGAAACUCUUGGCCUCACUGGGGUUGGAUAAUUAAUCGACUUUAAUAGUAAAGGACUUCGUUUGCUGGAAUAUCCUUAUAGCUUUUGUUUUGUGACAUUCAUUUAUGGAGUAUCAUUUUUUUCCUUGCAUUAAAGUUUCUGAAACUUGACAAAA